UUUGUGGUUAAAACGGGAGUUCAAAUGUUAACAAUCAUACAAAAAUUUGCAUAGCCAUUCUUGAAAUCUCGCUCCAGUACCAGUGUUCAUCAAGGAGAUUAGACAACGCUAGAAUGCCCACAUUCACUCUGCCCAGAAAUCAUUAUCACUGAAAAGAAAUGAGCUACAAGAGCAGUUAUUAGUGAGUGUACGUCUGCGCAGAAAUACCAAAAGCUGCAUAGCUUUUUAGACUGGACUGCGUUGCAAAUAAGGAUGGCCACUGCUCGUGGCUUCUUCUUCGACGACGAGACGGGCGAGUUGGUCACUUACGGUGUGAACGAAGAAACUGGCGAGCCGAUGGUUAAUAAUCCAACGGUGUCCUUUUUUGGAACACCUCGGCCCAUUCCACCGAUGGAGACUCCGAAUUUUCCAGAAGGUCCAAUGAGUCAGACAAAGAAGUUUCAAGCACUCAAGGAAAACAUAAUCGCAGGCUCCAAUCCCAUUAGCCACCGCAUGCUGCUCUUUCCAUCCGUGAUGAUUUUUCCGGAGCUCUUCUGUGUUCUGCUCCUCAUUCUAGAGGUGUAUCUACAUGUGAAGUGCCACAAGAAGAACAAAAAAUUAAAAGAUCAAAACUUGUACUACCGAAGUCCGUUUCAUGUCGUAACAAGUACUUUCUGUGGAGCAUGCCGUGAAAGUGAGCUGGCUUCUAGGAUAGGGCAGAUGCAAGACAAGCGACGCAAUCGUUACGACUACUUCAGAGGGAUUGCCAUAUAAUGUGGUAAUUAUUAUUAUAUCUAUUAAAACUAGCAGUUCAACUCACAGCUAAUGAGUUAUGUUUCUGUGUGUUUUUCCACUUUUUCUCCUAGAUCUAAGUAUAUUUCAAUAUAAAAGGCAUAAAAUUGUCGGUAUCUCUUCUAGAGAAUAUUUUGGGUAACGGUCCUAUUAUUAAGUAUCUAUGUAGGAUGUAUUUAGAAUUUUGAUGUAUACAGUAUGCAUUUAAAAACUUUGAUAUGUAAGAUGUGUUGGAAACAAUUAUUAAUGAUGAAUACAUGCUCGCUACAAGUAGCUACAUAUUUUGUUAUAAAAUUAAGAAUUUAGGCUCAUUCAGCUUGACUGAGGCAUCUGAUACCAUGAAACUAAAAAACUAUUGAAAUAUGUCAGGAGUUUACCAAUCGUCAUAUUGCCAGUAUAUUUUGCCAUUACUGAGGUUCAUUAUUGUUCAUGGUCAAAGUACAUCUAUGACCAGUCUUAUAGAGCUUUGUUAGAAGUUUUCAUGAAAUGCAAAAAAUCAAUAAAACAAAAGAAAGGGAACACUGUUAUAAAUUAUCCCAACAGGAGGGUGGUUGAGUGCUUUGCUCACUCGGUACCAAGCAGUUACCAGAACCUAUAUAUAUAUUGCAAAGUGAAUGCUGUUGUGAGAAAGGAAGCCGAAAUCUAAAUUGUAUUGUAGAAAAUCUGUUACACUCUUAAAGCUUGAACGCAUGACUGAUUUACGGCAGAAAAAGGCACAGAAUAGUAGUGCCAAACAGGCACAAUACCAACAAUAUAACCAUAUGAGACGUUACCUUUAUAAUAGUGGCCUAGAUUAAGAUGAGUAAUAAUUAUUUAAUAAGAUUGGUGUCUAUGAACACAAAGGUACUAAAUUGUGGUAAAUGUUAGUUUUAAAUGACUCUAACUGUAUUGGCGUAAGUAAUCACAUUCAUAAACAUUAUGUAAUUGUAUCUUCAUUAUAUGGUAAUGUUACAAAAUCAUCAAUUGAAAAUAUCUGUUUAAUUUUCCAAAUUAUUACACCAUUGCUGUUAAAAUAGUUCAUAGAUUCAAACUCAAAUUAAUCAACGGGAUAUUCUUUCAUUGAUAUUGAAUUUAAGCCUAUAAACUACAUGAAUAUAAUCUUCAACUAUGUAACCCUUAAUCUUAGCGUAAGCAUCUUGUAAUUAAUGAUACCACAUCUUUAAACAAGUGGUCAUAUUUAUAUAAGAAUUUCAAUCAUCUCUUUAAGUGUAGAUGAUGGCUUAACUGAGACGGCUCUGGUGAUGAUGAAAAGUCAAUCAUUUAUUCCAUACUAUUAUUAUACAGCAUAUUACUGUUAUAUUUAACAGAUGUAUUCAAAAUCUUUAAUUGGUCAAGUUAUACUGAAAUGGAGGAAUUCACUUGAGUAUUAUUGAAGUGACUGGAUACUAGCCGAUAGUGGCAAAAAUGUGAUCCUAUUAAUUAAAUACUCUUAGUAUUUUUUUUAGUAUUUUAUUAAUCAGGCAACUCAUCUCGUAAUGGCAAUAUAGCGUGCCUUUGAGCACCACACUUUUCCCACAUCCUGCAUAAGCCACCUCAGCUAAGCAAAUACAUAUAUAUAUAUUCCAGUAGAUAAACUUUUAAUAGUACUUAAAAAUGUAAAAUUUUGUAGUCUUCGCGUCAUUGAUAACGAGAGUAGACGCUCUGAUCAAAUUACAACUUUUUAAUAUAAAUAAUCAUUAUUUAAAAUUUAUCUAAAAUUUGAGAAUAUUUGUAAUUUAUGUUCCUCACCAACGUAAUAACCGGCUUGAGACAUCCAUCUCAUGUAUAUAAUAGUCGGUUGUUCAGGUGAUUUUUAAUGUUAUGAUGAAGAAAGAUACAGUACUACCUCAAUCAAGUAGUUUUAUAUAGUCCAGCUUUGUACUGGCAUCGGUACUUUGGUGAUGUAACAAUCGAGAAUCUAAUUGAGCGAUUUCUAAUUUCUGAAUUUUACGGUCAAUAAAUUUUAAAAAGUACUUUAAAUUCAACAACGCUUUUCCUCUUUCUGUCCGAAUUAAAAUAUCUCAAAAUGUUAAACGUAUUCACCCCACAUUGAACUCUCAAAUUCAAAUUAUUUCUGUUAUACGUAUAAAUAAAACAGUGGUUCUGAAUAUAUAUAAUAAACAAGUUUAUCUUAACACGUGUAUAUUAUUAACGAUUCUCGAUUGAUAUGUCGUCAUAGGUUAAGUAAAUGUUGUCGAAUUAUUUUCAAACUUGUGUUCCGUACGUGAAUUGAUUUUAAUUAAAGAGGACGUGGAGGAUUUUUCCUUUUGUGUUGGUAGUCUGAGGCUCAUCUCCGGGUGGCCGAAGAAUUAGAGUUCUUUGAUGUUAAUCUUAAGAAGAAAGUCGGUCUACUUUAGUCCAAAUACUUUAUUAUUAAUUAUUACUUUAAUUUUAAUCCUAAUAAUAAACAUGAAGUCUGAAGUAUUUAGUUGACUCUGGUACAUUUGUUUAAUUAUUUAAAUAUAUUUUUUAGUAUUAUCUCUAAUAGAAUAAAACUAUAUUACGCACACCUAAAUUUGCUCAAUUCCAAAUAUAAUAGUAUAAGUGUUAGUUACAAUUUGUUAUAAUAUAUCUUCAUUUCGUUUCUUUUACGCUCUCUCUGUGCUGAUCUUUUAUUUAAGUAUUCCGAAAAUAAUUAGAAAUUUGGUUAAUUACAUUUUUCUGAAGACGAAAUCUUCGAUCGUCCUUUAGCAUGACUCUGCUCACUACACAACCACGUCAAAGUCAAUAUAUUGGUUUUUUUUUUUGUUAUGUCAUAUCAUCGGCCUUCAAACACACACGGAACAAUUCGUAAAUUUCCUUGUCUUUGGACUAAACGUAGACUACGAAUAGAGGUAAUAAAAUUAUAUAAAAAAAAUUAUAUUAGGUAAGUUCGAUUUAUAUUCCGGUUAUUCGUAAAAUAAGUAUACAUAAAAUAGCAAAUGUACGAUAAAAAGUACACGGACAAAACUCGCGCAUGUGAUAACAGAAGUAGUAUGUACUGGUCAAGAAUGAACAAAUGUUCUGAGACUAGGGUAGGUAUGUGUUGUGUUCUCUACACUCAAAUUCCGUUUUAACUGAAUUACUGUCUUGUUUCGAUUGCAUCUUAAUUCCGAGGUGACAAUCACCCGCUCUUACCCUCGGUCGGACUUAAUUGGAAUGAACUGAACGCAUUCCGUUUAUUCCUUUCAAUGUAUUCCAAUUAAGCUCCCUGAAUCGAUCAAUAAUAUUUAUUAUUAAUCUGUAUGCUUAUUGCGAGUUUUUUAACGUUCUCGAUAGCGUAAAAGUUAAGCCAAUUAUGUAUACAGUUGGAACAGUACCACUAGCGGCAAACGUACGUAAACGAACCCACUCCAUACAAACAUGAGCUAACUUUUACGCUAUCGAGAACGUUAAUAAACUCGCACUAAGCACACUGGUGUGUUCGAAAUGAGACGGUAAUUGAGUAAUGGUGUUGUAAGUAAAUCUGUCCUAUAUACAUGUUCUUUCUCUGAUCUGUCAGCCCUUUUCUAAUGAAAUCAUUAGUUUGUAAGUUAAUUGAUAGUGACAAAAAUUUAAGGCCGUUGACUUUUCCGGCAUUCGUAAAUCAUAAGAAAUAUAUAUGUAUUUAUAUAUAAAUAAAAUUACAUAUAUAUUGACUAAUAUCUCGUAACUAUUCACUAUGUUUAAAUUUAAUAAUAAUUCUACUAGUAUGUAGGUUUUAAAGUUUUCGACGAUGACUUGAUCAGAAUUUUCGGACGUGAUUAUUGAAAGAAAAGCGAUUACAACAAACACGCUUUUUAUUCGUAAUUUUUAAUUAUAAUAAGACUGAUGUCGCAAAAACGAAUGGUGUAUUGAAUGUUGUUGGAAAAAUAGGCCUGCUAGGUGGAAAAGACGAUUAUAGUUUAUUGAAAUAUAAAAAAAUACGAAGUCGUAAUUUGUAAUAUACAUAUAUAAUAAUAUAAUGUACAUACAUCUAUUACCGUGUUCAACUAAGGCUAUAUACAACGAAAAAAUUGAGGGUUUAAAUCCAAUAUCUGUAGGUAAAUUAAUCAGGCUAUGACGGUGCAUACAUUUAAUUAAUUGUAUCGGAAAUUCCUUUUAGCGAUCUUCAUAUGAAUUGUAGACAGAUCGAUCGUGCGGUCAUCCUGCCAUGCGCAGUGUACGCUGAUAGGCCCCAUCUCACGCUUCUCUCGGAACUUUGUUCGGCCCGGCUGAAAUCGAUUUGUCUGGCUCACCCCACAACAACCCCACCCUUCUAUUAAACUUAUUUGAACACGGUCCUAUAAUCGGACCUAUUUGCUAUUCAGUUAAGGACUUUCGAAAUUUAUAUAUAUUGAAAAUUAUUUUAAUGAAAUGACGGUAAUUUUGAAAAUGUUUUGAUUCUUGUGAUGUGGAUGUGAUUCUUAAAUUGGUAUCAUGAAAGAAUAUCCCGUAGUUAUUAAAUGUAUCCCAGAAAACUUCAGACCCUAAGUAUGUGCUGCCUACUUUUAAAACCCCUAUUUUCAGUCGAAGGUUAUCUUUCAGUGUUCUCUUUUAGCGUUAAGACUGCAUAUUGUACUUUUGUCGUCUAAUAGUUUGUAUUUUUUUUUGUGUGCAAUAAAGAUCUACUCUAUAGAUAUUUAUAAGUUAAAUGCGGAGUUUUCCAUAGAUGAGGAUAAACCAGUAAUAUGUAUAAGUGCUAUAACUAGAACAGACGGUAGACAAAAAACAAAUUCUCCUUCAAAUGGAGGGCGGCGGCGUAAUGUUAAUGCUCGCACUAAUGCCCAUAUGUUCAAAGACGGCAGUGACCACUUUUCAUCUAGUCAACCGCGAGCGCGUUCGUCUGUUUCGGCCAUGACAUAUGUAUAAUAAUCAAGAUUGAAACGCCAAGAGCAGCCAUUUUUAUUGCAGGAUUGUCUUCAUUUUAUGGAGCGCCGCUUAUACCAAUCGAAUUAAUCGUUAAGACAGAUAAAGUCAUAAAACUUGGUCUCUAUAUUCGAUGUGUUUUUAUUACUAUUAGUAUUUAAGAAUUCAGGGGCAUUUAAUGUUUUAUUAUUAUGUUUUAGUAUUUAGAUAGUUCGGGGUUCAAAGAACCAUGAUGAAGAAUCAAUUAAAAACUAAAUACCUAUUUAUUUUCUGUCUACCGGGGAGUGGCAAUUAAGUAUUAUGUUCAAACAUUAAAGUUUCGAUAUAAUGGUUUUUUAACCUUCCGGAGUAAUAAGUACUCUUCAAUUACUCACUAAUUUUUUUGGCACUCCCUAAGUUUUACCAAAAAAGACGAUGUUUUUCAAAUUGUAUCAUUUAAUGUAUCCAAAUAUGGUGGUGGUGAUGUAACUGGAUUGCUGUAUUAGAAACUUAAUAAAUAUUUCUGUCUAAUAAA
This is a messenger RNA of Bombyx mandarina (wild silkworm), 6070 nucleotides long. RefSeq lists its product as uncharacterized. The record is from RefSeq and is a predicted model, not a curated record. Lineage: Eukaryota; Metazoa; Arthropoda; Insecta; Lepidoptera; Bombycidae.